Phlebotomus papatasi is the source of this 5979-nucleotide messenger RNA. RefSeq names its product la-related protein Larp4B (gene Larp4B). Gene Ontology annotation, molecular function: mRNA 3'-UTR binding. The transcript is spliced from 8 exons. Gene Ontology annotation, biological process: positive regulation of translation. The coding region runs from base 314 to 4246 and encodes 1310 amino acids. Lineage: Eukaryota; Metazoa; Arthropoda; Insecta; Diptera; Psychodidae. Gene Ontology annotation, cellular component: cytosol; cytoplasmic stress granule. The record is from RefSeq and is a predicted model, not a curated record.
AAACAAGAGUGGCAUGUUAUCUUGGGGAACAAGAAAAAUGAAACUUGAACAUUAUCACGAGUUGUUGAGAGAUUGUUGAUUAUUUUUAAGCCAAAUCCCAUUCUCAAAUAUUUUCCUAGAAAUACGAUAUCGUCUUUUUCAAUGCUAUUAUAGAGAGAAUUUUCUGUGCAGAAGUGACGAUUUUUUUUCUGUUUUUGUACUUUAGUAGCGAUAUUUUGUGUUUGAGAUAAUGAAGUAAUUGAGAAGUUUAUCGAGUGGAUAAGUAAAGUUGUUGUUUUUUUUUUUGAUUGGGUUAUUUAAAGGAUUCGGUUAUAUGAAUGGAGCGACGGGAAAAAUGUCCACUGGUGCAGUGUAUUCCAGUCUGCCUGAAUCGACGUCAGCAACUGCCAUGAUUGUGAGCGGCGGCAUCGAUCAGCCACCACCGGUAGCACCUCUGGUGGCCACACCGGUAGCUGUUAUAGCACCGGCCGCUGCCGCCGUCUCGGCUCCCGACUAUGCCAAUAUGAAUGGUGUCGUACCAAUUGCCACUUUGACUGAACAGACAAUGACGGCGCCACCCGCCGUCGCUACUGCCGCCGCAGAAUAUUACUAUACCGUGGACACUACCGGAGCUGCAGCGGCCAGCAGCAGUGAAAGCUCAAGUGCCGCCGCAGGAGGAUCCACCACAACGACAGCCACGGCCACAACGAGUGACGGUGGCACGAUGCCACUGGAACAACUAAAGCAGAUGCUCUCGUCGCAGCUGGACUAUUAUUUCUCUAGAGAGAACCUUGCAAAUGACACGUAUCUAAUCACACAAAUGGAUAAUGAUCAGUACGUUCCAAUAUGGACGGUGGCGAAUUUCAAUCAGGUGAAGAAGCUGACAAAAGACAUCAAAUUGAUCACAGAAGUGUUGAGAGAGUCACCAAAUGUUCAAGUGGACGAUGAGGGUCUCAAAGUGCGUCCAAAUCACAAGCGUUGCAUCGUUAUUCUGAGGGAAAUUUCCGAUCAUACACCUGUUGAAGAUGUCAAGAAUUUAUUCAACAGCGAAAAUUGUCCCAGAUUCAUAUCGUGUGAAUUUGCUCACAAUAAUUCCUGGUACAUAACAUUUGAGUCGGAUGAAGAUGCACAGCAAGCCUAUAAGUAUUUGAGGGAAGAAGUUAAGGAAUUUCAGGGUAAACCUAUAAUGGCGCGGAUUAAGGCAAAACCAAUGUCACACAGAAUUCCGAUGACUCCUGUGCAGAUGCCAAUUAAGAAUGGCUAUCGAACAACACCACCGCCAGGUGUCUAUGAUCCAUCGGCAGCGUACACGGCUCAACAGCGAUUUGUCUACUCGAAUGGUGCUUCAAUUCCUCAAGGGACAGUUCCAUACACUGGUCAAGUUGUGUUUCCAUUCCAGCAACAAUUUUUUUCGGGCAUAAUGCAACCAUGGCCACACGGACCACCGCCACCAGGACAGAAUUAUGUCAACUAUGAACUGGGAAAUGUUUUCUCGGCCAAUGGUCUGACUCCUCAGGUGUCCUUUGCCACAACAACCAAAACUCAAACGCCCCGCUAUGCCGGCCAUCGUAGCAAUGUGCGCAACAAACGCUCCUCCAACAGCGAUCACAGGUCCCAGCAGCAAGGUGGAACUGUGGAUCAGCAACAACACCAAGUGCCCAACCAUCGAAACACCUCCGCCGCCACCCAUCAGAUUUACCAUUCACUGGCGACACAGCAACAGGUGGCCGCACUGGCGCCGCAGCAGCUGUCGGCCGCGGCGUCAGUGAAGGGCGGCGGGCAGCCGGUGGCGGCCGUCAAAGUGCAAUCAAGCGUGGGUGGGGAAAUGUACCAUCAGCCGGGGAAGAUGUCGUCAGCCGGCGGUGGUAGUACCUACCUCAAGUCCGUUGUGACGAGCGUCGGGGACGAGAGGACGCUCAUGUCUUCGCCAAAUGUGCCACAUCAGAUAGCUGCCGUUGCCGUAAGUGCUGGUGGUCAGCAGCAUCACUACCAGCAGCACCAUCACAGUGGGCAGCAUCAUCAGCAGCCCAGUCACUACCACCAGGCCCACCAUCACCAGGUCACCCAGCAGCAUCACAUUCAGGUGUCCACGGGACACAUGGCGCCGCGAGAGGAGGGCGAAGCCAUCGCACUGGCCGGCUAUAAGACUGCUGGUGUGAGUGCUGGAGGAGCUGCUGGGAUUCCCAUUGUGUCCACACUUCUGCCGCCACUGCCACAACAUCACCAUCAUCAUCAUCACCAACAGGUUACGUCGCAACAGCAAUCAGUCCAUGAUGUUACUGGUGAUGAGUCACUUGUCCAGCAGCAGCAGUCGUCGCAUCAGCAGCACAAGGGAGUACCGUCUGGCGGUGGUAAGGAGCAAUGGCAGCAACGCUAUCGACGUCGGCGGAAGGAGGAAGAAGGGAGUAGUGCUGGAGUGAGUGCCUAUCGAAGUGGCGGUGGUCAGAGCACAGGAUCGUCCAAUGGAAGUGGAUCAUCGGGGAUUCAGCACAAACAAUCCCCGGCCAGUCCGAGUCCAUCAGCGGCUCUGGUGCUGCGUGGCAGUGAGUCCAGUACGACUCUUGGGACGUCAGGACAGAGCACUGGAAGUGCCACCAGUACACACUCACAGCAAUCACAGCGGACAACUCAGGCUCAAUUUGACCUUGAGGCGUCUGCAUUUCCGCCACUGCCAGGCUCUUCGGACACAGCCAGUGGAUCUGUCCACCAUCAUUUCUCACACCACCAGCCCCAUCAUCAGUCACACUUGCCAAACUACCAGGGUAAUCCUGGCUCAGGCGGGAUAGCCCGUGGAGCUGAACGUGGCGGAGCUGUAGCUCCGGCUGUUUCGGUGACGGGGCAGACUUCUCUGGUGGGAAUUGGGAGUGAACAGGGAGCCGACGGGGUGCUCACAGGGAAUGCGUGGGGAGAUCGUUUGGCGGAUGUGGUGAAGGGAACGGCCAAAGCCAAAAUCAAAGUGGACACAAACAAAGAUGCCAGCAAUAGCACAAGGUCCAAUUCAGCCUCUCCGCCACCAUCGCAACACAAUCCGUCUGCCCACAAUCAAGGUGUUGCAUCAACGACAGCAGCAAAUGUAGUGACGACGACUUCAGGUAGCCAAAGUAAUACUAGUAAUCUUAAUAAUAUUUCUACAAAUAACCAUGAGCUUAGUGUAGAGCAACAAGCAUCAGCGACAAAUGCCACAGAAGCACACAGUUGUAGUAAGGGGGGUGCGAAUGUGGAUGUGGCUGAUGGUGGUGCGGUGGGUGGGGGUUGCAACAAGUCAGUGUCAACAUCAACACCUCAACAAAGUGUAGCAGCAGCAACAACAAAUGAAAAUAAUCCUGUGAUAAAAAUGUGCACUGCUGAUAAAUCAACAAAGACUGACGAGUCUCUUUUCAAUGGUUUGGAGACUUGUGCAUCAACUCAACAAUUUGACAAUAUCGGUGGCAGCAGUGAGACUUCAUCAUCUGUGACCAAUCAGCAAUCAUUGAUGGCUGCUGCACCUCCAUGUGCCACGACGCCAACCAUGGCCAAUGCCUCCACAAUGACUUCAAUUGAGGGAACACCAAUGGCCACAGUGACAUGUAGUAGUGGCGUCAUCACCAAAAUUGGCACCACAUCAGCUGCCACAGUAUCAUCCAGCAAGCAACAAACUAAGUCAACAUCAGCAGUGCCAGGUUCACUGUUGAGCAGUGGAUUCCCUCGUGUCUCUGCUACGGCUACUUCACCGCCGCCAACCACGGCGCCGGCUGGAUUCUCAUUUAGUGCCGUAGCCGCUGGUGGUGAUGCCGUACGCCUCAGCUACGCCCAGGUGGCGCAGCACAAUAAGGAACAGCGUCAGCACCAGAAGCAAGACAGCAGGGAGUCUACGGGUGGGGGGGAUAUGGUGAUUGGGCAGCAACAGGAUAAGGAGAACAGGGAUGUGACCAAGGAGAAUAGUGUUGCAAAUAUGAACAGUCUGACUGGGAUGAGUGGUGGGGGCGCGAGUGGUGGGAGUGCGAGUAAGAGUAGUGCUAAGAAUCAGUCACCAUCAAAUACAAAGAUAUCCUCGUUGCAACAAUUUUCCAAUGCUGGAGAGGUGCGAGAAAGAGGCGAAAAUGUACGCGAGCAACGGAGAAAAGACCAACGAAGCGGCGGUAGCUCCGGUUCGGCCGGUGUCCAUCGUCGCGAAAGUGAUUCCGCGAAUUCCGGUGGCGCUGGUCGAAAUCGGCAGCGACCGCAUCAGAUGAAGGACUACUUCCAGGCCGCCACUGCAACUGCCGCUAGUCCACGGAGUCCCAAGUGAUGACCGAUGUUGUGUGUGACCCAGGACUUGAGAUGAUGCGACCCACCUUCCUCCUUGAUGUUGUUAUGCUUUCAAGUCAUUGGCCAAAGCACAACAAUGUUGGAGAAGGGAUUUGACUGUGCGCGUGAGUAACAAGAAAAAAAAAACAAAAUGAAAAAAUGUGCAGGUUUUAAUCCGGAAAACAAGAUAGAAUGAUUUUGAGUGUGGAUCUUUUGCUGAUAGACAGAAGGGAUGGGAAGAAAGUAGGUUUAAGGAAAAAUUAAUUUGUUGUAUUGUAUGUUAACUAAUUACAAGAAAAAAAAACCUAUUAAUGUGUGUAUAGACAUGAUAAACAAAAAGAACAAAAAAAUAUGCGUGCGUCUGUCGUCUCUUCGUCAUAUAUUUAAAAAAAAAAUACGCUAAAGAAAUUAAAAAAAAGAAGCAGAAAAAGAACUAUAAUGAAAUAAUAUAUUUAUUAGAAUUAACAAAUUAGAAUGAUGAAAAAUUCAUUAUAAUUCUUACGUGAUUUUCCUUUUUUCACCCCCCAAAAAUAUAUUUAAAAAGAAAAAAAAACGUUUAAAACACUCCGCCAAUAAAAUGGGAGGUGCGAGGGAUGUUCUUUUGUAGAAAAAAAAGGUGUAGAAACAAAUUUAGAAAUUACGAGAAAUACCUUCUCAAAAAAAAACCAUUUAAUGUGUUUUUUUCUCAUAUUAGUUUUUUUUUUUAAAUUAAUUUUGUUUAAACGACAAACAGACUCAGUAAGAAGAUGACUAUGAAUGAAAAUGCGAUUAAGUUUUUUUUUUAAAUGAUUUAGAUCAAAGAAUUACUUGAUUUUUUUCUAAACUUGUUCGGCUUUUGUGCAGCAUUUUAAUUCAUAAUAAAAAAAAAGAUAUCGGACGAAAAAGAUGAAAAGUGUUUACAGGAAUUUUUACAAAAUUUCAAGUCAUCCAAAAAGUUGUUUUUGGAUGUUCUUCGACCGGAAGAAGUAAAAUAAAACUAAUGAAAAAAAAUACAAAUUGGCACUGAAGUAUUUAUUUAACAAAAAAAAAUUGUAAAUAUGAUUGAAGUCUUCUUUUUUUUUUAAAAUAACUAUUUUGAACUUUCUGAUAAAAGAUUUAAUCAAAAUCUUAGAUAAAAAAGAUUGAAUUAUUGAUUAAGGCAGGAAUUUCAGGAAAAAAUGACUAUCAAAAAUUUAUCUUUUCAAUAUUAGUUCAUUUUGGUAGAAAAAAAACAAAAAGAUUUUUUUUUGUUUUGAAGAAAAGUCUGCAAACUUUGCAAUCAAUCGUUUUGCAAUUGAAUUUAUUUCAAAUUGAAAUUACUUUUAGAAAAAAACAACGUUUUGUAUCAACAAGGAGAAGGCAUGCAAAAAAUUUCAUACGUAUUGAAAACGAAGAUAAAAAAGAGUUAUAGUAAAAAAAACUAUUAAUGAUUGAAUGAAGCAAGAAAGAGAGAGAAAGCGGAUUAACUAUUAUGUAAAUAUUAAGAAAAAAAUGAAAAGUAAUAAAAUACUAUAAAUGUAAUAUAUCUACAGAAAAAAAUAUCUUUACUGAUGAAUGAAAUACAUUGGAAAAAAAGAUUAACUAUAUUAUUAGUAAUAAACAAAAAAAAAAUUGAAGGAUAAAGAAAAAAACAGAAGAUAUAAUAAUAAAUAGAACCUACAAAAUAUACAUCUGAUAAAAAUAAUGUAUAAAAUCAUGUUAUAUAUUAUAUAUAAAAAAAAGGAAACAUAUUUAUAAAUUUAAAUUCUAAUGUUA